AUGACGACGACGACGGCUGGGGGGGGCGCGGGGACGGAGGGAGGCGCGAACGUGAGUGGAUGGACGCGCGCGCGGCGGGUCGAGCGGGCGAACGCGAGAGGAGACGUAAGAGCGCGGGCGGUGAGCUCGAGCGCGGCGUCGGCGGGACGUGAGAGCGGCGAGUACGACGCCGGAUCGAUUCAGGUGCUUCAAGGACUCGAACCCGUUCGUAAGCGGCCGGGGAUGUACAUCGGGAGCACGUCUACGAAAGGUUUGCAUCAUCUGGUGUGGGAAGUACUGGACAACUCCGUGGACGAAGUCCAGGCGGGGCACGCGAGUCACGUUCAGGUGACCGUGGAUGAUGAUGGAUUCGUCACCGUUAUGGACGACGGUCGCGGGAUCCCAACGGACGUCCAUCCGGUCACCGGUAAGAGCUCGUUGGAGACUGUGCUGACAAUUUUGCACGCGGGUGGCAAAUUCGGGGGCGAUAGCAGCGGCUAUCACGUCUCCGGUGGCCUUCACGGCGUCGGUAUCUCCGUCGUGAACGCUCUGUCCGAGCUUGUUGAGGUCACGGUGUGGCGUAACGGGAACGAAUACACUCAGAGCUUUUCGAGAGGCAUUGCCACAGGAAACAUGAAAGAAAAACAACAGGACGGCUCUGGGAACAAGAAGGGGACGAUGGUACGCUUCAAGCCCGACGACCAAAUCUUCGACAAAGUUAAGUUCGAUAACAAUAUCAUACGAACGAGAAUGAAAGAGUUGGCCUUCCUGAACAAGGGCACGGAGCUUCACCUGAAAACAUUCAAUACCAAGACCAAGUCUUACGUCGAGGAGAAACUGGUCUACGCUGAAGGUUUGAAGGACUACGUGUUAGAUCUCACGGCGGACGCGACGCGCUUACACGAACCCAUUACUUUUUCGGGAGAGAUGGAGGGCAUACGCGUCGAAGGGUCGCUGUGCUGGACUGCUGACUCCUACUCCGACACUCUGUUGGGUUACGCAAACAGCAUUCGAACGAUCGAUGGUGGUACUCACAUCGAUGGUCUGAAGUACUCUCUCACGAAAACGAUAAAUAACGCUAGUCGCAAGGCGAAGUUACUGAAAGAUGCAGAUUCUAAUCUGGGUGGCGAUCAUGUCCGCGAGGGCUUGUCGGGUGUCAUUGCCGUUUGGGUGCCAGAGCCGGAGUUUGAGGGUCAAACAAAGACGCGUCUUGGCAAUAGCGAGGUUCGUCGGAUAGUUGAGAACAUUGCGAGCGAUGCCGUCAUGGGGCACUUCGAGUUCAAUAGCGCCGACUUAAAGGCUGUUUUUGCGAAGGCACAGUCUGCUUUCAAAGCUGCUGAGGCUGCAAAGCGUGCGAGAGAGCUUGUUCGACGCAAAACUGUACUGACUGCCAAUCGAUUGCCGGGCAAACUGUCUGAUUGCUCGUCCUCUGACGCGGAUCGCACCGAAAUCUUUUUGGUUGAGGGUGACUCAGCGGGUGGUAGCUGCAAGCAGGGUCGCGAUCGAUCUUUCCAGGCCGUAUUACCGCUGCGCGGUAAGAUCAUGAACGUCGAGCGCAAGCUCGAUGCCGCGGCGCUUUACAAGAAUACUGAAAUCACCAAUAUGAUUUCUGCCUUGGGUCUCGGUACUAUGGGCGAAGAUCUGGACACCAGCGCGCUUCGGUACUCCAAGAUUAUCAUAUUGACUGAUGCCGACGUCGAUGGUGCACACAUCCGUACACUGCUGUUGACGUUUUUGUACCGUUAUCAGCGGGACUUAUUUGAAAAGGGCUUCGUAUACGCCGCUGUUCCGCCUCUUUAUAAGGUUGCCGUCGGAAAGAAGGAAACGUACUGCUACGACGACGACGAUCUCCAGCGCGUGCUUGCUGCUUUGCCAGAGGGGGCGAACAAGCAUAUUCAGCGCUUCAAAGGUCUUGGUGAAAUGAUGCCGGAGCAACUUUGGUCGACGACGUUGGAUCCGAAAACUCGCCUCUUGAAGCGUUUAACUGUAGACGACGCUUCAGCGGCUAAUCACAUGUUCUCCACUCUCAUGUCGAAGGAAGUCGAUCCGAGAAGGAGGCUCAUUGAAGAGGAAGGGGCUGCGCUCGCCUCGAUAGACUUUUAG
Messenger RNA from Ostreococcus tauri, 2082 nucleotides. Its product is annotated as DNA topoisomerase, type IIA, conserved site. Gene Ontology annotation, molecular function: DNA binding; DNA topoisomerase type II (double strand cut, ATP-hydrolyzing) activity; ATP binding. The transcript has a single exon. Gene Ontology annotation, biological process: DNA topological change. NCBI's taxonomy places the organism in Eukaryota, Viridiplantae, Chlorophyta, Mamiellophyceae, Mamiellales, Bathycoccaceae. The coding region runs from base 1 to 2082 and encodes 693 amino acids. The record is from RefSeq and is a predicted model, not a curated record.